Polychytrium aggregatum is the source of this 1324-nucleotide messenger RNA. Its product is annotated as arginase. NCBI's taxonomy places the organism in Eukaryota, Fungi, Chytridiomycota, Chytridiomycetes, Polychytriales. The record is from RefSeq and is a predicted model, not a curated record. Gene Ontology annotation, molecular function: manganese ion binding; arginase activity. Gene Ontology annotation, cellular component: cytosol; nucleus; cytoplasm. The transcript has 5 exons. Bases 192 to 1124 code for a protein of 310 amino acids.
GUUUCCCGCAUCGGAAUUCGCCCUGGACUGGUGGGGCCGCCUGCUCCUGAACCCGCCGAUAUAAAUACCCUGCUCAUCGACACCAUCGGGCUCUGGCAUCGACCACCAUCGAUUCUCUGCUCGCCCCUCUACCGACAAGCCCCCUCCAUUCUCCUCCAUACCCCCCUCCUGUCCUCGCCAGCAUCUGCAUCAUGACCCCUCAGACCUUCUUGUCACAGCCCCAGACGGUGGGAAUCAUCGGCGCCGGCUUCAACGGCGGUCAGCCCCGUGGUGGUGUCGAGCUCGGCCCCGCUCGUCUGGUCGAGCACGGCCUGAUCGACCAACUGAAGGAGCUCGGCUGGAAUGUCGACUUUGACGAAAAGUUCCCCGACUAUGAGCUGCUGCGGCCCCAGACUCCCUCCGUCGGCAAACUCAAGAACGCCCACUUUGUCUCCAAUGUCUGCCAGUCUGUCUUCACCACUGUUCGCGAGCACUGCGAGGCCGGCCGCCUGGCUUUGACCCUUGGCGGCGAUCACUCCAUUGCCAUGGGCACUGUUGCCGGCUCGGCCUCAGUUCACAAGGGACUCGGUGUCAUCUGGGUCGACGCCCAUGCGGAUAUCAACACGCCCGAGACGACCUCCACGGGCAAUCUGCACGGCUGCCCCGUUGCCUUCCUGACGGGCCUUGCUGGCCAGGUCCAGUUCUUUGAGUGGCUCAAGCCCUGUCUGCCCCUGCACCGCAUCGUCUACAUUGGUCUGCGCGACGUCGACGGGCCCGAGAAGAAGAUCCUCAAAGAAAACAACAUCAAGGCCUUCAGCAUGCACGAGGUCGAUCGAUACGGCAUCGGCAAGGUUGUCGAAAUGGCGCUCGACUACCUCGGCCGCGAAUCGCCCAUCCACCUCAGCUUCGACGUCGACGGCCUUGACCCCAGCGUCGUCCCGGCCACGGGCACUCCGGUUCGGGGCGGCCUCUCCUUCCGCGAGGGACACUACAUCUGCGAGGCCAUCCACGAGAUCGGAACUCUGGUCGCUGUCGACUUGAUGGAGGUCAACCCGGCGCUCGCCAACGACAAUCUCUCACUGGCGCAGACCAUUCAGGUUGGAUGCAGCUUGGUCCGGGCCGCUCUUGGCGAGACCCUGCUUUAAUCACGAGCCCCGCCAACUCCUCCCACCGCUGUCAGUCCACAGCCCCGCCUCUCCAUCGCACAUUGUUGCCGCCAUCGCCAUUGCCAUUGCCAUUGCCAUCGCCAUCGCCAUCGCCAUUGCCAUUGCUAUCGCCAUUGCUAUCGCCACCAUCCCCCCCCCCACCUAUACAAAAGAAAUAAAGCGCUCUUUUUGGUUCCAUA